UACAUACUUUAUUUUAUUAACUUUGACAAGGACACCAUCGUGCAAGAAAGAAAAGAGUCUUUAACCGAUUCUCUGAGAAGAAACAAUCUCUCCUUUCUCGUUCCUUCCUUCCUUCGUAAAGCUCGAAGCAAGCUGAGAACAUAAUCAACCGCUCGCCUACUUUAGUUUCUUUCUUCACCGAAGCACACAGCACUUGAAAGCUUAGUGUUUUAUCCAUUAUCGGGUUUUUUUGAGUAAUGGGAAUUGAAGGAGAGAUGGGUGUUAGUGGAGGGAUACAAGAUACUCUGAUGAUGAGCGUUGAUGAGAAAGAUGAUCUGAGAGACAAAGAUGAAGUUACUGUCCGUCGAAUGAAGAAUCGGGAGAGACAACGCAGGUAUAGAGCCAGGAAGCGGAUGCGGGAAGAAGCAGGUCUCGAUGAUGAAAAUCUCUCUUUCCAGACUCAACAAAAAGACCAAGAAGAAGAAGAAGAAGAGGAGGACGAGGAGGAGGAGGAGGAGCUAGAGUGUGAUAAUGUUUAUGUUGACAACUUUGUGAGGCGUGUUUAUUGCCAUAGAGAUUGGAAAAAAGAAGCUAGAAUUGCUCAUUUGAUCAUGGACACCACUCGGGAUGGUUCUUGUUUGGUUCAUCGCAAGAUUAGGCCUCGCCCAAGAGACUGGAAAGCUGAAGCUCGAAAGAUGAAAACUUGAUCAAAUCCAUGUAGUUGGUUGGUUCUUGAGGAGUCAGAGUCCGGUUUAUUAGAAGAGAUCUUGCAAGUGCACUUUCUUUAAGAUUUUGGAUUUGACUGAAAAAAAAAAAAAAAAAAGAGAAAUGCACAAAGCAAACAUCCUAUUAUAAGAUUAGAACUGCUUCUGCUAUUUCUUUGUUGUGUGUAUUAGAAUAUCCAGACGUUAUAUUAUUAUGUAUACGAAUGUUUGAUUUCAUUUGUACCA
This is a messenger RNA of Brassica rapa (field mustard), 929 nucleotides long. Its product is annotated as pescadillo homolog. The record is from RefSeq and is a predicted model, not a curated record. NCBI's taxonomy places the organism in Eukaryota, Viridiplantae, Streptophyta, Magnoliopsida, Brassicales, Brassicaceae.